Molecule: messenger RNA, 411 nt
Organism: Cylicocyclus nassatus
Lineage: Eukaryota; Metazoa; Nematoda; Chromadorea; Rhabditida; Strongylidae
Source: the annotation of a GenBank genome assembly
AUGUGUCAUAUGCAACAUCCGUGUUUCACUCUUAGCGUGAUUUUGUGUAUUGGAGCUGCAUACGGCCAUUGGGAAGAUUAUACACCCAAACCUGUUGUUAGAGAAAGCUUGAAAGAGUUCCUAAGAGGAACAAAAGCUUGGUACAGUCGCAAACUAGAGGUCAAAGUUGCCGAUGACAUCUCUUCGUACGCUCUGCGCUACAACCUUAAAAAACCAGGAGACGUAACGGAACUAUUAAGAUUUGUAAAUGACUUCGAAAUGGCAUUUUACUAUAAAGCGAUAUACUUCAAGUCCAAGCGUCAACUGUUCAAGCAGAUUAUUCAUGCUGAAGGAAAAGUCGGCUGUGCUCACCUUCCGCAUUAUCCCCGCGGAUACAUAUGCCUCAUCGAAGUGCCUUGGGGAAAUUUUUGA